This is a messenger RNA of Salvelinus fontinalis (brook trout), 4029 nucleotides long. RefSeq names its product WD40 repeat domain 95 (gene wdr95). Gene Ontology annotation, molecular function: protein binding; calcium ion binding. The transcript has 30 exons. Bases 91 to 3339 code for a protein of 1082 amino acids. NCBI's taxonomy places the organism in Eukaryota, Metazoa, Chordata, Actinopteri, Salmoniformes, Salmonidae. The record is from RefSeq and is a predicted model, not a curated record.
UCCUCCAUUUCCUCCACUCUAACAGACAAGUGAACACUGGACCAGGUUGAUAGACAGACAAACAGACACAGACAUACAAAGACUACCGUGAUGCCGCUGGGGAAGAAAGUUCGCCCUUCUUCAGCUGCUGGGAAACUAGAGAUUCAGAAUGUGUCCAGCGUCUUUGCUGAGCUGGGGAGUGCAGGAGAGCGAGGGACUAAGAUGUCGGGGCCAGAGCAGCGGGGAGAGAGAUCGGAGCCUGGUGUCGCGAGGGCGUACCUGGGGGCCGUGUCAGAGGACAGGCCACCUCCUAAGUGGCUGGAGCGUGAGCUGCUGAGACAGGAGAACCGUCGCCACUCUGUAACCAUGGGAGACCAGGUCAAACUGAGGUCACGACUACUCUACAGUGACGAUCCCACACGCAGCCUCAGCAAGCUCAAGAUUGAGCAGAGAGUAUCCCUUGAAAGCCUGACAAAGCUCAAGCUGGCAUUUGAGGAAUUUGAGAUGGGUGGCCUGAGAUCACUGGAUGUGUUCAACUUUGGACUGAUAGUGAAGAAGUGUUUGGGCUUACACAACAUAAACAAUGCCCAGAUCCAAGAACUAUUCAGGAAGAUCGAUUAUUCUGGCCAGGGGAGGAUUGAAUGGGACGAGUUCUGUACGUACAUGCAGUUGGAGUACACAGAGAAGGAGGAGUCAGUGUUGCGCGGCAAACAGGUGGCGUUCUCCCUGCCAGCCACGGUCAGGGCCCUAAGCCACGGAGAGCCCGUUCUGCGCGUCCACCCCACCCCCGAUGGCACCAUCAUCACCGUCCGCGAGGAUGGGGCCGUCUACUACUGGAGCCCCGAGCUCAACCUGAAGAGGAGCAAGAGCGUGUUUCAUGAAAGACCUGUGAGCAGAAAACCAAAAUGGGCAACUGAUUUUACCACCAUGCCACAGUACAACAAACUUAUCAUGGGAACAGGAGACAGAGAGAUCCAGUUGUAUGAGCUGUCCUCUCUAGAGCCGUACUGUCAGAUCAGUUCCCUGGAGACAGUCCCUCUGAGACUGGACUACUGCUACACUGGACCUGAUGAGUGUUCUAUUUUGUAUGGAGACUCCCAGGGCUGCGUGAAUAUUAUAUUAAUUACAUCCGUGGGGGAGACUCUGAGAAUGUGGAAGAAAUUACCAAAAAUUGAGAAUGUGCCUAACAUAGGGAUAGACAACGCAGUGAUUUCUCAGAAUGUGACAUACAUUCGAUGGAAGGUCCACGAGGACUGGGUGACAAAGGUGAAAUAUUUUCCAAACAUUUGUGCGAUUGUUUCCACCUCCAAUCAUGAAGCCUCUUCCCUCGUCAUAGGCUGCGUUCUCCCGUCCACCAACAUCGAGCAGCAGAUGAGGGAGAUCAGGGAGGUGUGUCGGGAUGGGAAGGCCAAGAGGGCCCUUUCUAAUAACAACGGGUCUCCUCAGCCCCGGGCACCAUGUGACCAGACCGUCUUCCCUGUCUACAAGGGCGUCAUGACCUUUGACCUCAGCAAACAGCACAACCUGCUGGUGACCGGAGGGAUGGACAGGGUGCUGCGUCUAUGGAACCCCUACGUCCCUGGGAAGCCCACAGGUGUGUUAAAGGGACACUCUGCUCCCAUCUUCUACCUCUUCAUCUCCUCAGAGGAAAACCGUAUAUUUUCUGUCUCUAUGGACAACACUGCCAAGAUCUGGGAUAUCCAUGACCAAAGCUGCCUCAUCACAGCCCACCCCAAAGCCAGCCUUAUCCGUGGAGACAUGUCUGCAUGCCUGUAUUCUCCUUCCACCAAGGCACUGUACAUCGCAGCAGACUCACUAGCGCUGCUCUCUCUCAGGACCAGCCCCCAGCCCCAGGGACAUCUGAUCGUGUCUCACAUGGAGCCUGUGUUGUGCUGCGGCUAUAGCCACGAGUUCAGACAGGUCGUCAGCUGCACAGAAGGAUCCGUGGUGAAGGUGUGGGAUUUCGACACAGGGAGCCAUGUGUUUGAGUUUGGUGGUGCCCACGGACAGUCUGCCAUUACCUGUAUGACUUUUGACCCCAAGGGAAGGAGACUGGUCACUGGGGGGAGAGAUGGCUUUCUAAAGAUCUGGAACUUUAACAAUGGUCAAUGUCUGAAGAUACUAAAAAAGGAUGGGGUGUCCAGCGAGGUGUGUGACUGCGCCUACCUGACAGUCCACAGAAACACGUAUGUGAUGUCUGUUGGAUGGGACCGCAGGAUUGACAUCUACUCUGAUUCACCAGACGAGCCUCACCACAUCCAGAAGCCUCAGCCCUCAUGGCAAGAUGAUCUGAGGAGGGGCCACAUAGAGGACAUCCUGUGUGUGGCCCAGUGUCCCCCCUCCCUUCUGGCCACCAGCAGCUAUGACGGGGAGGUCAUUGUGUGGAACCUGGUCUCCGGACACAUCCAGUGUCGCUUUGCCAGCCCUCUGCAACCUGACUGCUGCCAUGCCCAAGGGAUGGAUACCUGUGUUCCCAGCGUCAUCUUCCUGAGGAGCCGAGCAUUACAUGCUAAGUUCUCCUCCGCUGCAUGCCUCCUGUCCUCAGGACCCACAGGUUGCAUUAAUUUCUGGAACGUGCUCAACGGUGGGAAAUUAUUGGCCAACUUCGAGGCAUCUAGGUUCCAGCAGCUGAUCACUAAACUGGCAGUGACAAAGGAAGAUACCUCACUGUAUGCGGCUGACCAAGUUGGCUAUGUCUAUGUUUAUGACAUAAAGACAUACGCUCUUGGCUCAGAGAGAACCCCACCGAGAGCUGAAAACUACUGGCGUGCCCAUACUGGCAGCAUCACCGGGUUGCAGAUUGUUGACAAUGACCAAGUACUGCUCACCUCGUCUAUAGACUGCACUGUGCGCCUGUGGAGUGCCUACGGAGAGUUCAUAGGGACGUUUGGGCAGCGGGACAAUUGGAGCAUCCACACCCCUUCCUCCUGGAAGCAUCCUGCCGUUCCCUAUGAGAUCCUGAUCGACCCUCUGAGCAUGCCAGCUCACCACAUCCUGGAGGGAAAGACCAGAGUGUCCGAUGUCAUUAACGCUGACAACUCUGAGGCCACUAGCACCGAGCCAAAGUCCAACUCGCCCAGCAAGCUUAGACACCCUCCACUGUCCUUCAGUGACACAGACAUCAUGGAGGAGAUGAAAACCUCUUGUUACACAGAAGAACAUGGUAAACGACUCCGACAUGAAAUAUUCAAGCAUACUAACAAGCCACCCAAUCAUGGCGGACCCAAGGCCUACCACACUCUCAAGUACUUUGAUAUCGUCGACACCCCGACUACCUGCGAGAGGCCUGAUCUUUCCCUGGCUGGCAUAGAUCCUUUCAUGUCCAGCUUUGUGGAACAGGAGUCGGCUGAAUUCCAAUAAGAUCCCAAUUGUAACAGGAAAUCAAACUGUGACCAUAGGUCCUGUGCACCAUGAACUCAACAUGCUUCAAGGACAGAGGAGUUACAACACCAUCACAAGUAAUCAGAAGUGCUGAAAUGUUAGCUGUUGCACAACUUUAAAGAGUUGCACAGUCCUGGAUUGAUUCGGGGAGACAGGGGUUUGUAUUUCUCAGCAUCAGUAUACCUUACAAGACUAUUUUCAAUAAGAUUAAGACCAAGGUCUUGGGUUGAAAUGGGGGACCAUUUCUAUCCUCAUAUCUUAUUCCAACAUGGAGUUAUAAGCCAUUUGUCACACUCUGGCCUUUGUUAUAUUGAUUUUCUUUAUUAGUUUAGUUAGGUCAGGGUGUGACAUGGGAUGUUUGUGUGUUUUUGUCUAGUUUAGGGUGUGUGUAUUGUUUAGGGGGGUUUGUAGUAUGUAUGGGGUUGUGUUCAGUGUAGGUGUUUAGGAAAGUCUAUGGUUGCCUGAUUUGGUUCUCAAUCAGUGACAGCUGUUUAUUGUUGUCUCUGAUUGGGAGCCAUAUUUAAGGCAGCCAUAGGCUUUAGGUGUUUGUGGGUAAUUGUCUAUGUUGAACGUUUGUAGCUUGUGUGUGCACUAACGUUUGUAGCUUCACGGUUGUUUUGUUUUGUAAAAGUGUUUGUUUCGUGUUUCGUCAUCUCUAAUAAAAGAAGA